UAGAAGUCUGGAUGAUUGAUAGUAUCGAUUCCACCUACUUACAGAUAUCAUUGAAUGUAACACCAGAAGUGCCAAAUGUCACGUGAACGCCACGUGCAGCGUCACUAUUGAUGGCUACAUUUGUAAAUGCAAAGACAAUAUGAUCGGAGAUGGACUCUUAUGCGUGGGAUUCAAAGGAUAUCGUUUUCAUUGGGCACUCAAUGGGUCUGAUCCAAAUAUAAGUUUGUACAAUGGUGCUUCCUAUCAAAAUACUGAUAGCAGGAAAGUACUGUACUUGAAUGGAUCCCGGCAUUCCUACGCAGAAACCCCAGCACUCCCGAUCCGAGCUAUCAGCUUUAGUAUCAUGUGUUGGAUAAAGGUUUUGAGCCUUCCAAGUGAUCAUGAAGUUCAUAUCUAUUCUGACUGGUCAGAACCACAUCAGUUCAGAAUCUAUAUUUCUGGUUGGCAUGAAAUUUGUGCUCAGCUUCGAAAUCCUCAUGGACAUGAUAUAGUUUAUCCCUGUAUCUGGUAAGUGCAUAAGAUACAUCUUUUCUUUUCCUACGUGCUAUUAAUAAAAUUGGAAGAGACACGUAGAGCACUCAAAUGUGUAUCCCAGAGCGAUUUACCUUCCUAGGAGGUAUAUUGAGAAGCGGAGAUUUGCACAAAGCCUCAUUCCCUUUUGUGUUCUGUUCUCUCAUAAUCAAAGGAAGACCAUCCCCAGUAAAUGGAUGCACGUGGCGUUCACAUGGAGCCGAGAUAGAAAAGAGGGAAUUCUGUACAUUGAUGGAAUUAUAAAAGGUAGCAAGAGUGUUUCUAAUGGUCCUUUAGACCUGAU
Messenger RNA from Pocillopora damicornis (cauliflower coral), 814 nucleotides. RefSeq lists its product as uncharacterized. The record is from RefSeq and is a predicted model, not a curated record. Gene Ontology annotation, molecular function: calcium ion binding. NCBI's taxonomy places the organism in Eukaryota, Metazoa, Cnidaria, Anthozoa, Scleractinia, Pocilloporidae.